CAAUGAGGUGAGAAUGGCGGCUCGCUGUGCGUGAAGGGUCGUUACCGGAGCUGCUACCGGAGCCGGCUUUAUGCAACGAGAACAUGUAUAAAACACCAUGUAGCAGGCUGACAGGAUUUGUUGGUGGAAGUGUGAAACAGAAAUUAGUACAAAGUGUUCCCCGAUGCAACCAGACUGCUCGUGGUAUCAUUCACCUGCACAGAAGAGACCCAUCCAACUGGCUGACAUAUCAGCAUCUCAACUUCCUGAAACGCCAGUAUGUGGCAAAGAACAACAGCGAGCUUCACCAACGUGCCGUCCCGAAGCAGGCGCCUGUGCUGACCAUCAUAGACGAGAGAGAUGACAGUGUUGAGCGACAGGUGGAGAGAAUACCGACAUUUAAUCCUGUGGUCACAGACGACGUCCCGAAGGCGCAGGAUGUCGCCAGGGAGGUGCUGUCUGACGCCUCCAGCCCGAAGCCCUCCACAGAAGCCCUGGUAGUCCAAAAGGAUCCGGCGUCCCAGACGGUUUCAGAUGAGACGCCACACAUCCAGGUGGAGACGGACGAAGCCAAGGAGGCCCGUCUGGACAGACAGUGGAAGCAGAUGAAGGUUGAUCGUGCUGAGUUACUGGACAUCUACGCCAGACUCGCCAAGAUCAAACUUACAGCUCUGGUGGUCACGACUGCAGCCGCCGGCUUCGCCAUGGCGCCCGUACCGUUCGAUCCCAUCCUCUUCGUCGUGUCGUCUCUGGGAACAGGCCUCGCCUCCUGUGCUGCCAAUUCCAUCAACCAGUACUUCGAGGUGCCCUUCGACUCCAACAUGAACCGGACCAGGAACCGUCCGCUGGUCAGAGGACAGAUCAGCCCGCUGCACGCCGUCUCCUUCGCCCUGGCCUGCGGCCUCCCCGGCGUCGCCCUGCUCACGCUGGCCGUCAACCCGCUGACCGGCGCCCUGGGCGCGCUGAACGUCUUCCUGUACACCUGCUGCUACACGCCGCUCAAGAGGCUGAGCAUCGCCAACACCUGGGUGGGCGCCGUGGUGGGCGCCAUCCCCCCCGUGAUGGGCUGGACCGCCGCCACCGGCUGUCUGGAGCCAGGUGCCUUGCUCCUGGGCGGCUUCCUGUACAGCUGGCAGUUCCCCCACUUCAACGCCCUCAGCUGGAACCUGAGGGAGGACUACUCCCGCGGCGGCUACCGCAUGAUGUCGGUCACCCACCCGGCCAUGUGCCGGCGGGUGGCGCUGCGCCACAGCCUGGCGCUGAUCGGGCUGUCGGCGGCGGCGCCGGCGCUGGGCGUCACCACCUGGACGUUCCCCGUCGUCUCGCUGCCCAUCAACCUGUACAUCAGCUUCCUGGCGCUGCAGUUCCAGCGGCGCGGCGACCGCGGCAGCGCCCGCCGCCUCUUCUUCUGCAGCCUGUGGCACCUGCCCAUGCUGCUGCUGCUGGCGCUCACCUGCAAGAGGUACGGCCAGGCUCCGCCCACCGCCCCGGACGGACACGCCCCCUGAGCCGCGCCGCGCCGCUCAGUGUAAAUACUCUUAUUUAUUUCACGUUAAGAUGACCUGUAAAGUGUAAAUGAUUUACUUAGAUUACUCGCCGGAUCACCUCGCCUCCCCCCACCCGGGGAUUUAACUCAGAACUGCCCCAGAACCCGGGGAGAGUUUUACCCCCCCAGCAGCUCGGGGGCAAACCUUCUCUGACAAUAAACACGCCGU
Salarias fasciatus (jewelled blenny) is the source of this 1694-nucleotide messenger RNA. RefSeq names its product cytochrome c oxidase assembly factor heme A:farnesyltransferase COX10 (gene cox10). Gene Ontology annotation, cellular component: membrane; mitochondrion. Gene Ontology annotation, molecular function: protoheme IX farnesyltransferase activity. The coding region runs from base 84 to 1487 and encodes 467 amino acids. Gene Ontology annotation, biological process: heme A biosynthetic process. The transcript is spliced from 7 exons. The record is from RefSeq and is a predicted model, not a curated record. Lineage: Eukaryota; Metazoa; Chordata; Actinopteri; Blenniiformes; Blenniidae.